Messenger RNA from Dentiscutata erythropus, 2193 nucleotides. NCBI's taxonomy places the organism in Eukaryota, Fungi, Glomeromycota, Glomeromycetes, Diversisporales, Gigasporaceae. The record is from the annotation of a GenBank genome assembly.
AUGUUCAUGAUAAAGUCUCUUGGAAAACUUAUUUGGGGUGAUCCAGAUAACCCUGAACUUAUUCAAAUAAGUAAUGGUGAGCUUUAUCUUGUCAGGCCAAAUAGUCCAAAAGGCAAUAGAGAAUGCAUCUUUCGGGAAGCACAAGCCAUUAUGAGGCGCACGGGCACUGAAUGGCAAUAUCAACUUGUCGUCGACAGAAUUUUUGAGGAAGGUGAAGAAGAACUGAUAUCAGAAGGUGAAUCCGACGAGGAAAGUCAAGGUGGCGAAGAAGAAAAGGUUUUCCUUAUUGAUGAAUCUCUCGAAUUUCGUAAAGGUCAAAUCGAGGGAUUGACCACGUUUGCAUGGAGAGAUUUAACGGGUGAUCCAGACGAUUUGUUCGAAUUUGUUUGCGACGUGAAUACUACAGCACAUACAACCAAUGCUUUCGAAUAUACCAUGUACAGUUGCAUGUUCGAGCGAAAAUACAGAAAAUCACGUGAAGAGGCGACCGAACAAGAUCUUCAAAGUUUCAUUUACGUACCGCAAACUGAGGAAAGAAGCCCUUCGAAAGUUUCACAAUCCAUAUCUACACCUUUAAAUGACACGCCGGUAUCAGCUAGCACGACUCCUGUUAGGUCUAUUCGGUCUGAAACUUCCCCAUCCACCCCUACAAGACAAAUUGUGUCCUUUGAUUUUCCCGGUGCCCCUUCUGAAAUUGAAAGCAUUAUAUCAGUACCGGUUGAAUUACAUGUAUUUGAUGCUAAUAGUGGAACAUUUUUGUUAAUGUCGCAAAAUGCCACUGCCAGUAUAAUGAAAGGAAAAAAAUUUGAGUAUUGGCAUGUCAUUUCAGAUGAUAACACAACAGUUAUCGGCCAACGGGUUGAACCAAAAAUGAAUCCCAUUCCUGUGAUUUCAGAGUCCGAUGGAGUUUCUUCCUUUUUGAUCCGCUUCCGAGAUUUAGAGGGUGAAGCAAAUUUCAAGAAAAAAUUUGCCCAAGCAAUGUAUGAAACUUUAAAUGAAGUUAGGGCAAAGGAAGAAGAACAAGAAUAUUUUAUGAAUGCUUAUCAAGAAGAUGUCGAAAUGACUGAUGCUGAAUCGACCGACAAAGAAGACACGGAAGAAGGUGUCGAAGGAGAAAGUGUCAAUACACAGCUUAUUGUUGGUUAUAAACAUGACAGAUCUUUCGUUUUGAAGGGUAAUAAGAUUGGCGUGUUUAAACACACAGAUGAUGAUCGCAUUGAAUUAACGACAAACAUUGGCGAAAUUAAAAAACUUGAAGGGAGAAAAUUUGAUCCUUCAAAGGGAAUGCUGCAUGAAGAAGAUUCUGCAAUAAUUCUAAUGGAUCCUCAAGACGAACAUAGCCUUUUUAAGAUGGAUUUAGAAUAUGGAAAAAUUGUUGAAGAAUGGAAUGUUCACGAUGUUGUUCCUAUUACAAGUAUAUUUGCAAGUAACAAGUUUGCCCAGACAACAGCUGAGAAGACCUUAAUUGGAAUGUCGCACAAUUCGCUUUAUCGAAUUGACCCACGACUACCUGAUUUAAAAUUAGUAGAUAGCCAACGUAAACAAUAUAUGACCAAGAGUGAUUUUAGUUGUGGGGCAUCAGAUGCCAAAGGUCAUAUUGUAGUAGGAAGUGAAAAGGGCGAUGUCAAAUUAUUCGAUUCUCUAGGCAAGAAUGCAAAGACAAAUCUUCCUGCUUUAGGCAGUGCAAUUAAGGGAAUUGAUGUAACAUCAGAUGGUAGAUGGAUUAUUGCUACCACUGCUCGAUACUUGUUGCUCUUAGAUACAUUAAUUAAGUCCGAUCCAAAUAAAAGAUUAGGAUUCGAAAAAAGUUUCCCUAAAGAUAACAAGCCAAUUCCAAGGAGGUUGCAACUAAAACCAGAACACUUGGCUCUAAUGGAUAAACCCGUAAAUUUCACGCCUGCACGAUUUAAUACUGGUUUAGAUGAAAGAGAGAAAACUAUAGUAACAAGCACUGGUCCGUUCGUCAUUACUUGGAAUUUUCGUCGUGUCAAGCAGGGAAAACUUGAUGAGUAUCAAAUUAAACGUUACGCUGAUGAUAUUGUAGCUGAUAACUUUAAAUUUGGACAAGAUCGUUCGAUUGUUGUUACUUUUCCACAUGAUGUCACAAUGGCGAAAAAGACGCAAUUGUCGACUCCAACAAAAGCAGUGCUUUCACCUUCAAAGUAUGUAAAAAAAUCAAAGUCUAUUAGAUAA